Coffea arabica (coffee) is the source of this 1299-nucleotide messenger RNA. RefSeq names its product putative late blight resistance protein homolog R1A-3. NCBI's taxonomy places the organism in Eukaryota, Viridiplantae, Streptophyta, Magnoliopsida, Gentianales, Rubiaceae. The record is from RefSeq and is a predicted model, not a curated record.
AUGCAUCAAUAUGGGCACAUCAUUUUUCUCCGGAGUAGACACUUGAGGUUUUUAGCUGUCAGUGGAGAUAUAGAUUCUGUUCCAUCAUCAAUGUCGAACCUCUGGAACUUGGAAACGAUCAUUGUGAAGGGAUUAAAGGGAAAAGUUAUACUACCUGAUAGUAUUUGGUACAUGGCACGGUUGCGACAUGUUCAUGUCAAUAAUCAUGCUACAUUUAUUUUGGAAGGUAUCAAGCCUGUGGAACUUUCUCAGUUGUAUGACUUGGUGACACUUUCAUCGCCAUGUUUCUCUGAUGUGGAAGAAACAGAAAUAGUAUUGAGGAGGUUCCCUAAUCUCCGAAAACUUGGAUGCAUGUUUGUGAAACCAAAUAGUUGUUUGGGAAACAAUGAUCAUUUUCCGGCUAUGGAUGUUUUGACUAAGCUGGAGUCGCCGAAGAUCUCUUACUAUGGCCCUCCACCUAAUGUGAGUCCAUUUAUCUUGCCCUCUAGUCUGAAAAAGUUCACCUUGUCAAGCUUUCGGUUGCCAUGGCAUCACAUUUCAGCAAUUGCAAGAUUCCCAAAUCUUGAGGUUCUCAAUCUACUCUGUAGAGCCUUCGAAGGGGAAGUAUGGGAAAUGGAAGAAGAUGAGUACCGUGAGCUCAAGUACCUGAAAUUAGAUACUCUAAACAUUGUCCAGUGGGAUGCCUACAGUGAUCACCUUCCCAAUCUGCAGCACCUAGCAUUGCGGAACUGUAAACAGCUAAAGGAGGUGCCUUCUGCUUUUCUAGACAUUCCCACCUUGCAAGUGAUUGAAGUGGAUGGAUGCGGACAAUCUACUGAUGAGCUGGUGACGAGAAUUGAGGAGGAAGGAAUUGAAGGGCUUAAGGUUCUCAUCAAUGGUUCAGUUCCAUAUUCUUGAUGAUCGUCUUACUUGGGGAUCCCUUUUGUUGUAUUCUUCUAAUAACUGAUGCUGUCUGACCAACAAUUGCCCAAGCAGGAACUGCAGCAGCUCUUGAAAGAGAGGGAUUUCAGCAGGGAUUUUUGUGAAGCCUUGAUCAGAUGAUCAUUGUGCAGGAUCCUUAAAUCAUCAUAUGCAUCUUUGUCUGAAUCUCUUGCACACGGAUUAUCCGUCCUUUGCUUGUUUCCUUUAAUGCUAAAGGCCUUUCCAAAAAUUAAGAAUUGAAAGAUUGAAUUUUCAGUUCUACUAUGUACUUGCCUAAGCAAGAAAUAAUUCAACUGAUCACUUGCAAUACUGCAAUUGUGACAGUUGAGUAGACUUCAUGACCAUUCUUCUGACUAGUAUUUGUUUCCUUAGAGCAGC